AUGCACUUUCGGUUUUCUAUGAGUAACGACUUCAUCACGAUCAUGUUGAUUAUUCGCAGUGAUGAGGAUGACAAUGAUGAUGGAGAGUCUAGUUUCAAUGCCGCCUCCAACAGGAAGCCUGCCCUGAUUGCCCCUUCUGCAAGAGGAAAGGAGAAAGCCAGUGGUGCUGACACCUCUCCACUGGGGCUUCAGCCAGGACUGCCUUUUGUGCUUGCUGCUCCCUUGCUGAGUCGGGGCCUCGUGUCCCGGAGGCCCUCUCCCCUCCCUGCCGAUAAGAGCCCGACCUCGGCUGGUCCCAGGCCUGGCGUGUUCUGUGGGUCCGUCUCGGAAGAGGGCAACACAACCCUGCAAUGCACCAAGCCCGCGGGGCACUGGAAGAUUGCGGUGUGGGACCAGGAGGGCUUCCAGGGCCGGCGGUAGGAGUUGGCCGCCCAGUGCCCCAGCGCGCUGGAGCUGGGCUUUGAGGCCGUGCGGUCUCUCAAAGUGCUGAGUGGAGCGUGGGUGGGCUUUGAGCGCCCUGGCUUCCAAGGGCAGCAGUACGUGCUGGAGCGGGGCGAGUACCCGUGCUGGGGCGCAGGGAGCAGCCACACGGCUGAGAGGCUCACCUCCUUCCGGCCUGUGGCCUGUGCUAACCACCGGGACUCGAGGCUGACCAUCUUUGAGCAAGAGAACUUCCUGGGCAGGAAAGGAGAGCUGAGUGAUGACUAUGCCUCCCUCCAGGCCCUGGGAUGGGAUGGCAAAGAAGUGGGCUCCUUCCACGUCCAGUCGGGGGCCUGGGUUUGUUGCCAGUUCCCCGGCUCCCGGGGUUUUCAGUACGUGCUGGAGUGCGACCACCACUCAGGCGACUACAAGCGUUUUCGAGAGUGGGGCCCGCAUGCCCAGACCUCCCAGGUGCAGGAUCCAGCACCCCUGCGAUCCCGAGUGAACCUAGCCCCCAUGUGA
This is a messenger RNA of Myotis brandtii (Brandt's bat), 942 nucleotides long. It is a transcript of the gene CRYBA4, whose product is annotated as crystallin, beta A4. Gene Ontology annotation, biological process: lens development in camera-type eye; visual perception. The record is from RefSeq and is a predicted model, not a curated record. Gene Ontology annotation, molecular function: structural constituent of eye lens. The transcript has 9 exons. Lineage: Eukaryota; Metazoa; Chordata; Mammalia; Chiroptera; Vespertilionidae.